GUGACGGGUGCUGGGUCACAUGACAGGGGCGCGGGUCGGGGCCGGGGCCGCUACUGCUCGGGGUGGGAGUCGGACGUGGAGGGGAAGUGAUCAUGAGUUUUCUUGGUGGCUUUUUUGGUCCUGUUUGUGAAAUUGAUGUUAUACUUAAUGAUGCAGAAACACGAAAAACAGCAGAAAUCAAAACUGAAGAUGGUAAAGUAGAAAAACAUUAUCUUUUCUACGAUGGAGAAUCUGUUUCAGGAAAGGUGAACAUGUGCUUUAAACAGCAUGGGAAGAGGCUAGAACACCAAGGAAUUAGAAUUGAAUUUGUAGGACAAAUUGAACUCUUCAAUGACAAGAGCAAUACACAUGAAUUUGUAAACCUAGUGAAAGAAUUGGCCUUACCUGGAGAACUGACACAGAGCAGAAGUUAUGACUUUGAGUUUAUGCAAGUUGAGAAGCCAUAUGAAUCCUACAUUGGUGCCAAUGUCAGAUUGAGGUACUUUCUUAAAGUGACAAUAGUAAGAAGACUGUCAGACUUGGUAAAAGAGUAUGACCUUAUUGUUCACCAACUUGCUACAUAUCCAGAUGUUAACAACUCUAUUAAAAUGGAAGUAGGCAUUGAAGACUGCCUGCAUAUAGAAUUUGAAUACAACAAGUCAAAGUAUCACUUAAAGGAUGUGAUUGUUGGAAAAAUUUAUUUCCUCUUAGUCAGGAUAAAAAUUCAACACAUGGAAUUGCAGCUGAUUAAGAAAGAAAUCACUGGAAUUGGACCCAGUACCACAACAGAGACUGAAACCAUUGCGAAGUAUGAAAUCAUGGAUGGUGCACCCGUUAAAGGUGAAUCAAUUCCUAUAAGACUCUUCUUGGCAGGCUAUGACCCAACUCCUACAAUGAGGGAUGUGAACAAAAAAUUUUCUGUGAGAUACUUUUUGAAUCUAGUGCUUGUAGAUGAAGAAGACAGACGAUACUUCAAACAACAGGAAAUAAUUCUGUGGAGAAAAGCACCUGAGAAACUGAGGAAACAACGAACUAACUUUCACCAGAGAUUUGAAUCUCCAGAAUCGCAAGCAUCUGCUGAGCAGCCUGAAAUGUGAACUGGUGUAAGGUGAAGAACAUUUGUGACACUUCAGCAGGUUAAAGAUGGUGGCAGCCUGUAGGAAAAGAAGGCCAAAAUUCCCAUUACAAUUGUCUUCCUUCAUCUUACAGUGCUGCAUUUACCAUAAUACUAAAGCAUUCUUCAGUUAAACAUUCAAGUAUGUAUAUACCUUCAAAAUAAAAGUGCUUUCUCAAACACUGGAACUUUCUUAAGCUACUAUUUUAUACUGCACAUUUUAUUAUUUGAUAAUGUUAUGCACUUGGAUAUGCAUAAAGCUUAAGCUAGUAACUUCCAUGCAUGUAGGCUGGUGUAUUUAAUUUUUGCUUGUCACUUAUGAGGUAUUGACUAAAGUGUUUUUUUUUUCCCCCCUCCCAUGUCACUUACUGCACGCAUACCUCCAGUGUUGCUUAUCUGCCUCUGUCUUAAAACUAACAGAUAAGUACACUUGUUUCAAUUACACUAAAAAUUCAGGAUUUAUGAUGGACCUUUUUUGUUCAAAAAAUAUUUAAAGUAGUCUAGAUCAUAUACACAUUGCAAACAUAAUCUGUGUGGAGGCUUCUGAGAUCAUGCCAUGGUUCUUGGAGGCUUUGAAUAUCAUAUCUUUAACAGGAAUAUUAAUAUACACUGUUCCCAAGAGGAGCCUUUCAAGUGUUUGAUUUCAUUCUAGCACAUUUUUCUUAAAAUUUCCAUGCUAGCAAUGGUCUGCUCACAGAUUCAAUGAUCACUGCUAAUUAGUUAAUGACAGGGCUGUUCUUUGUCUCCCUGUUGCUUUUUCACUCAGAGAUGAUAGAUGGAUGGAAGUGUUUUAAACAUCCCUGUCACUUUAAUCAUUGAAACAGAAAAAAGAGUGGAUGCUUCCACAUAGUGGAAAACUUUCCGGCUGUGAAAACAAACACAACCUGUCUACUCCCUCCUGUUCCAAGUUGAAAGACAUCUUACAGUAGGUACAUGAGUAGUGCUAGGUACACCCAGAACCACUGUGUGCAUGCCUGAAAUUGAGAACCUGACAGCAGUGAUGGGUGUACGCCAAAAAAUGGCUUUCUGAUUGAUAUCUUUUGGUAUUUGGUACAUCUGGAACAGCAGCAAGUGGCAGGGCAUGUUUUCGUGGCAGUGCUGCUUAGCCCCAUUUUUUCUUGGUGUCGGCGUGUUCAGUGUAGUGAUCUCAAAGCUAUAAAAAGUUACAUGCAGAGCUUACCUAGUUCGUGGAUGUGUACAUCAAGCCUCACUUUCACUGCCUACUCCCUUGCUGUUCUGAAGGAGGAGGAAAAAUAACAGACUUUCAAAUAACAUUUUCAUUUUAGUCCUUUUAAGUCUGUUAUGAUGUGGGGGUGGGGAUGAGCUGCUUUCAAGGAAAACUUGUUUUUGGUUUCUCUUCGUUUUUAGUUGUGCUCCAAAAAGUUAACUUGUCAAAACAGAUCACUGAAUCUUUUUUUUUGUGCAUUUGAGUCUGAACAAACUGCUUGAACAAAAUAGCCUCAAUCUGUUCACAAUUGAGCAUGUAGUUUGUUAUCAGACAUGUGACUAGGGCACAAAAUGAAGCCUGCUGUAUGGAAGACUGUGCGCUUGUAGUUCACUUGGCCUAUAAACCAAGACUCUUUCUAAACUUCAGUGCAAGUGUCAUUGGUAACCUUACUUUAUGAGUAAGCAAAGUAAUUGAAUUACAUUUCUGUAAGAACUGUUUUCCUACUUGGCACUUUGAUAAAGCAGACAAAAGAUUCUCUUUACUUUGUGCAAGGGUAUUUCUCUUAAAUGUGGAUGUCUUUUGAAUGAGAGCAAAUUUAACUCCCUCAUGUAAGUGCCUGUUCAGAAAUGAAAAAGCCAAAUAUUUUCAUGGUCACUUGCAUGUUGUAAUCUGGAAAAUAUUCCAAGAGAUUUUGAAAACUGAUUGUAUUUAACCAGCCUCAGAUUGUGCAACUGUGUAUAAUAACUGAGAAACAUACUGAGCCGCUGUUUGAAUUAUUAAAAUAGCUGUAUUCUCACU
Molecule: messenger RNA, 3059 nt
Organism: Gavialis gangeticus (Gharial)
Lineage: Eukaryota; Metazoa; Chordata; Crocodylia; Gavialidae
Gene: VPS26A
Product: VPS26, retromer complex component A
Exons: 9
Coding region: 93-1076 (327 amino acids)
Biological process (GO): intracellular protein transport; retrograde transport, endosome to Golgi
Cellular component (GO): endosome; retromer complex
Source: RefSeq, a predicted model, not a curated record